AUGGCGAAAAGGACAGGACGCCUCAGACACCAGCUGCCACACUGCUAUUAUGAAGGCUACUUGGAGAAAAGAUCCUUUAAAGAUAAGACAUCGCAAAGGCUGUGGACUUGUUUAUGUGGAAACUCGUUAUUCUUCUUCAAUGACAAACGGGACUCCGACUACAUAGAGAAAGUUGAACUGAGUGAUUUUGUCUCAUUGACGGACGACUGCAGCCUCGACCGCAACUUGGACGCAGCCAAAAUGUCUCUGCAGCUAAAACAGGAAAACAUCAACAUAACUGCUCCUAAUGCUGAGGCCCGGGAGCUUUGGAAAGGCUUCAUCCAGUCCAUCGCUCAGUUGUCAGUUCCUUCGUCUCUCAACCUUCUCCCCGGACAGAUCCACAUCCUCAAAGAGGCGGUGGACAAGGAGAAGAUGAGAUUAGAAAACGCCACAUCAGCUGCUGUUGCGACUGACUGCAACUCCAGCCCAUAUGUGAGCCCCUUAGCGGAUCUGCCUGUCUGCUAUUACAAAGUAAAUCGUCUGGAGGCCGAGCUGCUGCUGGAGAAAGAGUUGUUGAGAGGAAACCUGCUGCUCAGACCCAGUGGAAACGCAGCCUUCGCCGUCACCACCAGACAAGUCCUGGAAGAUCCAGAGUUUAAACACUACCGCGUGACUCGAAGGCCUGAAGGCGGCUUUGCAAUCGAUGUUGAAGACCCAAUUCUUUGUGCAACGCUGCACGACGUGAUCAACUUUUUUAUUCACAAAACAGAAGGUUUAUUGACUCCACUCGUCCUGGAAAAAACAUACGAGAGGAGAAUCUCAUUUAUCCAGUCAGAUAAUGAAAACGGGGAAAGGAGCAUCCAGCGCCCCUCGUCAAGUCCACUACCUCCUAAUGUUCCUCCAAAGCCAGUACAAGUCCCCACACCGGAGCCAGAGUCUGUAAUUGAAGAGUGCAUUUACCUGAAUGAUGCCCAGCUUGAGGAAGAAGAAAAGACUGAAAAUAUCUUCACCACUCCCCCAGUACCAGUCACAGAUGCCAUCAGGCCUUCAAAGAAAGCCAUAAUGCCUCCUGUCCCUGCCCCGCGAAGAUUAUCCUCCUCACCUUCAUUAACCCAAAAUCCACCUGUAGCCCUCACUGUUCCCACAGAGCCUCUUACGGCCAGCCGGGUCAGAUGCAACACCAACCCACUCGGAGAAACUAUAUCUGAGCUCAAGUCGAUACUGGAGAGAAAGGCCAAGUAUUUGGAGUGA
Messenger RNA from Knipowitschia caucasica, 1230 nucleotides. The record is from the annotation of a GenBank genome assembly. Lineage: Eukaryota; Metazoa; Chordata; Actinopteri; Gobiiformes; Gobiidae.